AAGGGUUGAGUUGUCAAGUUGUUGCUCGGGCAUUGGGUCAGGUUAGGAUCAGUUUACAUAUGAUAAUGACAAGAAAAUGGAUUUAGAAUUAUUGGAAAGUAAAUUCUGUGGCACAAUGCUGGGCGUCUUGGUCGGCGAUUGCCUUGGAAGCACAUACGAGGGCCAAGACACUCUAUCAAAUCGCGAGAAAAUGAUUUUUCAACAAUUUCUCGAUAAAAUGGAGAGAAGCUGUCUCGCAGAGCUUAUCCUGAAGUAUACAGAUGACUCGGCAAUGACAAAAUCUUUAGCCCAGUCGUUAAUUAAGAAACGUGAUGUAGAUCUUGUUGAUAUAGCAAAACGAUUUGUGAAAAGUUAUGAUCAAGAGCCAAAUCGUGGUUACGGGACUGGUGCUAUAAAUGUACUUCAAAAAUUACGCGAGGAAAAAACAGAUAUAAAAAAACCAGCAAAAGAAUUAUUUGAUGGUUCAGGUUCUUAUGGUAAUGGUGGCGCAAUGAGAAUCGCUCCUAUGUCAUUAUUUUUUUACAACAAUUAUGAUAAACUUUUACAUUAUGUCAGAGAAGUAACACAGAUUACACAUUCGCAUAAGCUGGGGAUAAAUGGUGCUAUUUUACAAGCUAUAGCAAUUCAACAAAGUCUCCGCUUAAAUCCCACUGAAGAAUUAAAUGUUUCUAAUUUUCUUGACGACCUCAUAGACAAAAUGGAUAAAAUUGAAGUUGAUGAAAGUCAGCCGUACAAGGAAAAACUAGAUAUAAUAAAGACCCUACUUUCUGAGGACGGUGAUGGUCCUGAUGAUGAAAAGGUAGUUCAGAAACUAGGUACUAACAUCACGGCUGUAGAAUCUGUUCCCACUGCAAUUUUUUGCUUUCUAAGAGCACAAAGACCUAUUAAAGGGAUAAAAACUGAUAAUCCCUGUAGAAGAGCUAUUCAAUAUGCUAUUACAUUGGGGGGCGAUACAGAUACAAUUGCUAGUAUGACCGGCGCAAUAUCAGGUGCUUUCUAUAGCAAUCGCAAGAUCGAUGAACUAAAUAUCUGGAAUUUUUGCGAAGGAGAAAAACGGUUUCGAAAAUUGGCUAAACAGUUGCUUGAUAUAGCAACGUCCAACGAUUUAAAUAAAUGAAUAAUAUAUAUCAAAAAAUAAAAAGUGGGCAGAUUUUAUUAAAAUUAAUUAAAUUAAGCGUUUAUUUAUAAUUAUUAUGUAUAUUUGAUGAGCACCAAUAUUGAUUAAUAACAACUCUGUUAAUGCAGA
Molecule: messenger RNA, 1246 nt
Organism: Linepithema humile (Argentine ant)
Lineage: Eukaryota; Metazoa; Arthropoda; Insecta; Hymenoptera; Formicidae
Product: ADP-ribosylhydrolase ARH3-like
Cellular component (GO): nucleus; mitochondrion
Source: RefSeq, a predicted model, not a curated record